AUCAGCCAGAAAAGAGAGGAAAAAAAGAAAAGAAAAAAAAAGAAAGGCCUUCAAAGUCCCAAACUCAUCCUCCGCUUCUUCCUUAGAUCUCCUCCGCCCGCGAUCCCCGUCCCUACUGUCGCCGGCGCUCCUCCCAGCAGUUGGCCCCGCCCUCCGUCCUCGCCUCCCCUGCCGCGAUCGCUGCUCCAGUUCGAGCCACCAGCUCACGCGGUCGCAGGCAAGCUUGUGAUCGGCUUCUUGUUUCACCGUGGACACAUGACGGUUAGAUUUUUAGCUUCAACCCCCGGAACAUGAUAUUGAUAGCGGUCUCUUGAAGGCUUACAUUGCCCUGUAAUUGGAUUGGUCGAUCUGAUUCGAAGCACAACAACUACCUUACUACGGCAUCUCACUCAACUAAAGGAAAUGAGCCAGGGAUUUUGGAUGCCCAAAGGGGGUGGCGAUUCAAAUGAUGGCGAGAUGGCUUAUGAUAGUACUUCCAGAGUGGAAGCAAAGCGCUCUCAUCAGUGGUUCAUGGAUGGUUCUGAGUCAGAUCUUCUCCCCAGCAAGAAGCAGGCACUAGAACUUACGAGCAACAACUCAUUUUUAGAAUUGUUAAAUAGUAAUCCAUCCCAAUGGGGCGCUGCUUCUGGCUUUCAAACUGCCUCUGGUCAUCUUGGUGAACAGUUAUUUGAUGCUGAGUCUGCAAGAAUGGUUAACUAUGAUGAGAGAGGCAUUCCGUCAAUUGGUGCUGGGAAAAUGAAUAUGGCCAUGGGGAGGAAGAUUCAUGAGGAUCUUCUUCUCAGUGAUUCCUCAUUUGGUUUAUCAAUGUCGCAUGUGUCAGAAGAUCCUGCAUCAGGUCUGAAUUAUGGUGGCGCUAGAAAAGUUAAAGUCAGCCAGGUUAAGGGCCCCGAGCACGUCAUUCCUGUAUCCAUGGGACAUGGCUACAACAAAAUGGAGAGCAAUCACUUGUUUAUGCCUCAUGCAUUUGUAAGGAAUGAUGAAAAUCCCAUAUCAUUGGCUCUCCCUUCGGGCUUAGGAGCUGGGGAUGACAGCAUUAUAUCAUUGGGCAAUACAAAUGGGGGAGAUAACAGUGGCAUAUCAAUGGGAAAACCUCAUGGAGUUGAAGAUGAGAGUGCAUCUAUAGGACAAACAUACCGAGAGGAUGAAAAUAGUGUGUCUAUUGGUCAUGUGAUAGGCAAGGAAUGCAACAAUAUCAUGUCCAUAGGUCAAGGUUACCAAUCAGAUGGUUGUACAAUGUCGAUGAAUCAUAUGUAUAACAAGGAAGGGAAUAGCAGUUCAGUUUCUGUUGGUAACAGUUAUGAGAAGAGCGAAAAUAUAAUGAGUCACUCUUUUGGUAAAGGACAAAGUACCAUUAUAUCCUUUGGUGGUGGUGAUGACGACACCAACUCCUCGAGCAGGCUCGUUUAUAAUUAUGAGAUGUUGAUGGGCCAAGCUUCUUUACAAAUGCCAGAUGCAAUUGGAAACAUGGGUUUGGUUGGGUCUAAUGGUGAUGCCCAGGUCAUUUUAUCUGGAGCCGGCAGUAACUCCAAGAAGAAAGAGGAGCAUAAUAUCAAUAAGAAAUCUCCUUCAAACAACUUCCCCUCAAACGUCCGCAGCUUGCUAUCAACAGGCAUUUUAGAUGGAGUUCAUGUGAAGUACAUAGCUUGGUCUCGGGAGAAGGAGCUCCGUGGCAUUAUAAGAGGUUGUGGAUAUUUAUGUGGCUGUGCAUCAUGUAAUUACACUAAGGUAAUAAAUGCGUAUGAGUUUGAACGCCACGCUGGUUGCAAAACUAAACACCCGAAUAACCACAUAUACUUUGAGAAUGGGAAAACCAUCUACGGGACGGUCCAAGAGCUCAGGAGCACUCCUCAGCAUAUGCUGUUUGAGGUUAUGCAAACAAUAACGGGUUCACCAAUCAAUCAGAAGUCCUUUCGACUUUGGAAAGAAUCAUACCUAGCUGCAACUCGAGAGCUGCAACGCAUAUAUGGGAAAGAUGAUGGGAAAGUAUUAUCAUAACUGCUUUUGCUAUGUUCAGGUGACGAUAGAUAUGACUUGCCCCUGUCCUUGACAGCAAGCGUAUAUGAAAUCAAAUACCAAUAUGACUGUUAGUACUAUAAUUAAAUGAGGUGACAACGAUUCAGCUCCUCCAAAUUAGAUGUGUCCAUGAAGAUUGGUGGCUCGUGCCAAUAUUUUGGCGAGAUAAAUGGAACAUGACAAAAUCUCAUGACAGUGGAGUUGUUGCUUUGGUAGAUCUAGGUAGCUCAUCAUUGGGUUAUACAGCUUGUAUGCCUUCCAUCAUUAAUUCAUUUUACUUUCCUUUUUCUUAUCGGCGAUAGAUAUAACAAAUGAGUACCAAGUUGUACUAUCUAAGUACAAAUCUUGAUUGGGUCAAAUGAUGAUCAACAAACUGGCAAGUAUGAUCAACAAGUGGCUCUGCACCGUCACUUCUGAGUGAUAAAAUCUUUGCAUGGAA
This is a messenger RNA of Punica granatum (pomegranate), 2452 nucleotides long. Lineage: Eukaryota; Viridiplantae; Streptophyta; Magnoliopsida; Myrtales; Lythraceae. The record is from RefSeq and is a predicted model, not a curated record.